AUUUCUUUUCUCUCUUUUUAUACUUAUGACUUCUGCUGUUGAUCGCGUUACUCAGCUCUUGGGCCACUUGACUAACGUCAGUCCUGCCCUUAAAGACAAGGUUUGUAUUGUCACAGGUGCUGGCUCUAUUCACGGUAUUGGUCGUGCUACUGCUAUUUCACUUGCUAAGCGUGGUCCCAAGGCAAUUUAUGUGACUGAUUUAACGCUAAACAACCUUGAAGAACUCGCUAAAGAAAUCGAAAGCACAUACAAAGUCAAAUGUAUUCCUCGUGCUGUAGAUGCCACCAGCACUUCUGCUGUCACUAGUAUUAUCAACGAUGCAUUGACCGAAUUUGGUAGAUUGGAUGUGUUUUUUGCAAAUGCUGGUGUUGCUACAGGCACUCGUCUUCAAGACGAAAAUGCUGAAUCAUUUAUGGAAAUGAUGCGUAUCAAUGCAUUAAGUUGCUUCUUGGCUGUCAAGCAUGCUGGUGAAGCCAUGUUGAAGUUGGGUGGUGGUAAACAAGAGACAGGAGGCUCUAUUAUUUGUACUGCUUCUGUUGCUGGUAUCCGCUCUGGUGCUGGUUCACCUGAAUAUUCUGCUUCCAAAGCAGCUGUGAUUAACCUAUGCCAAACAAGUGCAUUCCAAUUUGCUGGCACUAAUAUCCGUGUGAAUGCUAUUUGUCCUGGCUUGAUUGAAACUGGUAUGACUAAAUCCACUUUUGAUUAUGCUCGUCAAAGAGGCUCUGCUCAUAAAAUUGGCCAAUUGAACCCUACAAAGAGAUACGGUGUUGCUUCAGAGAUUGCUCAUGUUGUUGCCUUCUUGGCUUCUGAUGAAGCUUCUUAUGUCAAUGGCCAAUUCAUUGCUGUUGAUGGUGGCCUUUCAGCUAGUCUCCCCGUUGUUCCUGGAAAAUUCCAUUAA
Messenger RNA from Gilbertella persicaria, 898 nucleotides. RefSeq lists its product as uncharacterized. The transcript has 5 exons. Gene Ontology annotation, molecular function: oxidoreductase activity, acting on the CH-OH group of donors, NAD or NADP as acceptor. NCBI's taxonomy places the organism in Eukaryota, Fungi, Mucoromycota, Mucoromycetes, Mucorales, Choanephoraceae. The record is from RefSeq and is a predicted model, not a curated record. Bases 26 to 898 code for a protein of 290 amino acids.